UGAAAUUCAAAAAGACAGUUACUGAAAUUCAACUUCUAGUCUUCUCCUCCAACUACUGGCAAAUUAGGGUUUCUGAGUUCGAGAAAAUUCGUAGCAGAGUGUGAAAAUGGAAGGAAGCAAAAGCGAGGCAGUGUUCGAUUCCAUGAAUCUAAAUCCUCAGAUUUUCAUCAACGAAGCAAUCAACUCCGUCGAAGAUUAUGUCGACCAAGCUUUUGACUUCUAUGCCCGUGAUGCAUCCAAAUCUCUCAAAAUCAAAGGAUCUGAUAAACAAAAGUCACAAGCUUUAUCAAAUGGUAUUGCUCGUGUUCGUGGUUUGCUACUAUCUGUAAUCGACAAUCGUUUGAAAUUGUGGGAAAGCUAUUCUCUUCGAUUCUGUUUCGCAGUUCCUGAUGGAUUUGUGUUACCAAAGAGUGAGGAGUCUUCGUCUGUGCAUCAGGAUGGGUUAUAUGAUCUAGAAUUAGAUGCAGAAUUGGAUUCUUUAAGGGAUAAGCUUAAUGUGGUGGGAAAGAGGUCUGUUGAGCUUGACUCUGAGCUCCAGGCUUUAGAAAGAAGCUCGGUUUCGAGGGAACGGUCUUUGAGACUCGUUAAUGAAGCUUUGGAGCUUUAUGAUGAGUCUUCUAUGGAUGAAAUAUUCAAAGAGAUGACGAAAAUGGCAUCGGAACUUCGUGCAAGCGUGGAGAGGCUGAAAACAAGAAGAAUGAAAGCAAGUGAAAGCGCUAAAGUAAAGAGGCUAAAGAACCAUGGCAAAGAGUUUUCAGCAAUGACUUUUGAUGGAAAGCUUGAAGACCUCGAAAAGUUUCAAGCCGAGUUAAGGAAGAUGUGAAAAUUUGUUAACCUUUGCAGCAAAAGAAUUGUGGUUUGUCAAAGAUAAUGCUCUAAACUGACUUUUUUUUGUAAAUGACUAACUUGACUUCUUCUCUUUAUAGACUACGUCGUUUCUGGCUUACCAAACGGUCACUUUCAGAUUAGGAUUCACAAAUGAUUAAAUUAUGAAAUUAUAAACUGAUCUGAUUGUUCUUCUGUAAUGGUGAAACUGAAUCAUGUAUUUCACAUGACAGCUCCAGAUUCAUCGAUUAACAAUUACCAGCUUCAGUACUCAGUUAAUGUUCUCACUGUUUAGAACUGAAUAAUUAGUUUUG
Molecule: messenger RNA, 1139 nt
Organism: Arabidopsis thaliana (thale cress)
Lineage: Eukaryota; Viridiplantae; Streptophyta; Magnoliopsida; Brassicales; Brassicaceae
Gene: MIS12
Product: minichromosome instability 12 (mis12)-like protein
Exons: 7
Coding region: 107-823 (238 amino acids)
Biological process (GO): mitotic cell cycle
Cellular component (GO): chromosome, centromeric region; nucleus
Source: RefSeq, marked reviewed